UAUACAGUAUUUGUAUCGGUUUUAUUUCACAUAAAAAAAUACAAUCACGUGUGUCCGAGUUAUGUGCAUUCGUAGUUAAACGGAUGAAAACCCUGUUCUGGUGAAGAGACUUCCUACUACGUGUCUUGAGAUCUUCACUAUAGAUCCAGCUAUUGCAAUGAAAACUUCAAGCUUGGUGUCUGUUUAAACUCUACCUUCAGUCUCAUGACCCUCAUCAAACAUUUGUCUGAAAAGGAAGAGCUAAAAACGAGGAACACAACACUUCCUUAAAAAAUGAUAGCUAUAGGAACAGAUGCAAAUGAUAAAGUGAAAUCAUGUGGCACAACAGCCUGCAGCCGUUCCUCAGUGAUCCACUGAAACUGAGCAGAGUUCACACCAGCAGUAUUAUCUUCAGCCAUCAUUAAACACGCCAGCUCGUCAUCCUGAAGACUUUGAUCAGCUGGUUCAGAUGUUUUUAGUUAUCUCAAGACUCAAGAUUGGACAACUUUGAUCAAAGUAGACAUUGGAACGGUGUCUCCAUUCUUUCUGUAAAACACAACGGGAAGAACAACAGCCCUUCAGAGAUCCACAAUUCAGAUCCAUUGAUGAUGAUGAUCCUUCUCUUUAUCUCCAUCUACUUCCUGAUCACGGGUCACGUAGACGGGGCUCCUGAAACUGUGACUGGCAUCGCUGGAGAAAGUCUCGUCAUCAACUGUCAAUAUCUGCCCAAAAUAUCUAAGAAAGACAGAGAAAGAAGCUUUUGCAACGAGCAGACUGACAAAUGUGCCACCAUGAGAGAAGAAGAAAGUGAUUUAUGGACCGAUGGAGAGAGAUUCUCCAUGUAUGAUAAAAAAUCUGUGGGUUUGCUGAGCGUGAUGAUUAGAAACCUGACCAAGCACGACACGGGACGUUACCAAUGUAAAGUUGGUAAUAAACUGAUUCUGGAGUUAAGAUUAAAAGUAGAACAUGACGCCUGCUGUGAGGGAAAACAAAGUCAAACUGGUUAUACAGGAGGAAGUGUUACUAUCAGCUGUAAAUACCCACCGAAAUAUAAAGAUUAUGCAAAGCAUUUGUACAGAGUGAAUCAUAAAUCUAUAGAGUCUGUUAUUACGGACCUGGGACGUUCACACACUUACGGAAGAUUUUCCCUGACGGACAACCCUGCAGCAAGAGUCUUUACUGUGACUAUUAAAAAAGUCAAUAGACACGAUGACGGCAUCUAUUUCUGUGGAUCAACCCAUUUACAAGAAAGGAACUACAUUCACCUUCUAAAUGAGAUUUAUCUCGAUGUUUCAGAUUUCUAUGUGAUUAUUAUUAUAGUGUGUGUGUGUUUGAUUCUGCUGGCUGCUGGAGGACUGAGUUUGUUGUGGCACAAGCUGAGAUGUAAAAAGAACGCAGGUUCAGUAUCAUCAUCAAAUCAGAGGAACUCAAUAGAGUGUCAGGAGCAGUCCACUGUUGUUUAUUACGAAACAAUUGAAGAGUCAAAAACUGGAUCCACAACAGUAAACCCGACUGUCAAUGUAAACACGGUGUAUACCAUGGCAGAAUUACCCACAAGCCCCUCUGACGGAGAUUUCUACACAAUGGCUGAAUCGCCAGAAAGUCCAGCAGACCCUUGAAGAGACACAACGUCACCGCCAAACAAACACCACACUGGUGAAAAUUGCCAUGUUUUCACACGGUUUUACUUUGGGUUUUCACAAUAAAAUAUUGUAUUUAAUGUUUUACCCUAACCUAACAUCACAGCAAAUUCCUGUAAAGUAGUCAUCUCGCUUUGAGUUC
This is a messenger RNA of Triplophysa rosa, 1761 nucleotides long. It is a transcript of the gene nilt55, whose product is annotated as polymeric immunoglobulin receptor. Bases 585 to 1598 code for a protein of 337 amino acids. The transcript has 8 exons. The record is from RefSeq and is a predicted model, not a curated record. NCBI's taxonomy places the organism in Eukaryota, Metazoa, Chordata, Actinopteri, Cypriniformes, Nemacheilidae.